This is a messenger RNA of Penicillium roqueforti, 528 nucleotides long. Its product is annotated as 60S ribosomal protein uL5. Gene Ontology annotation, cellular component: cytosolic large ribosomal subunit; ribosome. Bases 1 to 528 code for a protein of 175 amino acids. The record is from RefSeq and is a predicted model, not a curated record. The transcript is spliced from 3 exons. Gene Ontology annotation, molecular function: RNA binding; structural constituent of ribosome. Lineage: Eukaryota; Fungi; Ascomycota; Eurotiomycetes; Eurotiales; Aspergillaceae. Gene Ontology annotation, biological process: translation.
AUGUCCGCCCAAGUUGCUAAGGCCGAGAACCCCUGCCGAUCCCUUCGCUUGUCGAAGUUGGUCCUGAACAUCUCCGUCGGAGAGUCCGGUGAUAGACUCACUCGUGCCGCCAAGGUUCUCGAGCAGCUGUCCGGUCAGACCCCCGUCUACAGCAAGGCCCGUUACACCGUCCGUACCUUCGGUAUCCGCCGUAACGAAAAGAUCUCCGUCCACGUCACCAUCCGCGGCGCCAAGGCUGAGGAGAUCCUCGAGCGUGGCCUCAAGGUCAAGGAGUACGAGCUCCGCAAGCGCAACUUCUCUGAGACCGGUAACUUUGGAUUCGGUAUCAGCGAGCACAUCGAUCUCGGUAUCAAGUACGAUCCCGGCAUUGGUAUCUACGGCAUGGACUUCUUCGUCUGCAUGGACCGCCCCGGUGCCCGUGUUGCCAAGCGCCGUCGCUGCCAGUCCAAGAUCGGUGUCAACCACCGCAUCACCACCUCCGAGACCAUGAAGUGGUACAAGACCAAGUACGAUGGAAUUAUCCGUUAA